AUGGAGGAUAACAAGCCCCCCCAUAGUUUAGUCACGUCUCUUGAGGCUCGUGUGGCCGAACUUGAGGCCCAAGUGCUUCGUUUUCGAGGAGCUCCUCAAAAUGUCCCUCAUUCCAUGGCUUCCAAGAUUGCACAGGCCACUAUCUCGUUCGAUCUACCUAAGCCUGGCUCAUUUCUGCAUUCUAAGGUCUCUUCGGCACUUUUCUUCCGCCCUUCUUGCCCGCCGCUGGCUGUCGUUCGGGAACGAGGAAGGGAAGGACUCAAGUCGCCUGUCAAUGAGCAUCUCCCUGAUCAGCGCAAAAGACCCUAUUCGGGCAAUCUGAUCAAUUUGAAAAGCGUGCCUCACUCGGCCAUCACACGCAUGAUAAGCAACUACGCUAGUACUCACCUGCCUCAAUACCCCUGCAUUACGGAGUCGAUGUUGGAAGAUAUCGUUCGACGCACCCAAGAUGAAGAACUUGGAGACACUAAUUCAAUCCUGAUCUAUGGCAUCCCAGCCCAUUCGGGUCUUGGACACUUCGAAUACUUUAUUCUUUUCAUCGCUCUAGCUAUUUCGGCCAUCACUCUAACAUGGAAGGCCGAGGAUCAAGCCCGAGAUGCGUCCGCGUCCUUUUACGAGUCUGCCUUGAAACAUCUCCAGGCCUUGGAAGGUCAUAGCGAGAUUCAAGCCCUUCAAAUUUCAUUGCUUCUAGCCCACUACGCGCAUAUGUGCCCGGAAAGAGUGGAUAAUUGGACUUGCAUCGCGAAUGCAGUUCGGAUUGUUCUAAGUCUGGGCCUGUACAGGGAAUCUCCAGAAGGGCUUGACCCAGAACAAGUCCGGCUGCGAUCUGUACUAUUUUGGGUCACAUAUGGAAUGGAGAGAUCUUUGUGCACAAAUCUUCGACUACCCUUGUCAUUUCCAGAAGAGCUUGUCACCAACAAGCCGUUCUCCCAAUUUCCUGCUGGCGACGUUGCGAAAAACUCUUCUGCUCAUCACAUCUACCUGUAUCGAGGUUUAGAAACAGAGGUACAUAGGGUCCUUCAUCUCGAAGAGGAUAUUCAAAGGUUUGGCAGCGCAUCAGUAGCAGACUGGAUCAUUGACAUUACGGGCCGGUUAGUGUCCUGGUACCAAGAAGCUCAAGCCUAUACGGAGUAUAACAUGCUUGAGUUCAAACAUGUGCAAUUUUAUCACCUUAGAGCACGGAUUCAUCGACCAACUCCACGUUUGCGGAUGAGGGAUUUUGAGGAUCGACGCAUCGUGUUGGAAUCAUGUAUGGAAUUGAUCGAAGACUAUCUCGGCCAGGACCGCCGACGAAGACUUUUCUACCCCUGGCAUGGUGUCCAUAUCCUGUUCGAGACUGCCGUCAUUGCGCUGGAGGCAAGCUGGUCAUCUCGUGCCUACCAGCCCUCAAGGGACCUAGCUGUGCAACUGCUCGAGACCUCCAUCCCACAGUGCCUUCAGCUGCUUACCAGAAUUGGACAGCGUUGGAAUGAAGCUACCUUGUGUUCCCAGAGUUUAACUCCACUGCUUCAAAAAGUCUCGUCUGCUUUCACAGCAGUAACAGCAGAAAGUCUUUCAAUUUACGACGACACUUCGAUUACGGAAGAGAUUCACGGUCUACUCUUCUCUGAGACGUCUCUGACUUGGGAUCAUGCCCCACAAACUAAUUAUGACUAUGGUUUCGAGAACGAUUUGUUUUUUGAUAACGCAUCUGGUGAUGAUACGGUGCUCCUUCAGUGGGCUGCUGAGUGGGAGAUUGUGCCGGCUGAGCUAAAUCCUUUGACGAACAAGACGUCCGUAUUGUGA
Molecule: messenger RNA, 1785 nt
Organism: Lachnellula hyalina
Lineage: Eukaryota; Fungi; Ascomycota; Leotiomycetes; Helotiales; Lachnaceae
Gene: PPR1
Product: Pyrimidine pathway regulatory protein
Exons: 2
Coding region: 1-1785 (594 amino acids)
Biological process (GO): positive regulation of transcription by RNA polymerase II; DNA-templated transcription
Molecular function (GO): zinc ion binding; sequence-specific DNA binding; DNA-binding transcription factor activity, RNA polymerase II-specific
Source: RefSeq, a predicted model, not a curated record